UUAGAAGUAUAUAAAAACAGUAACGGCACCAAUUAGAGGGCCAGAAGGAUAAACAUCAAUUUAUUAUUUCAUACCCUGUUUCUCGUGCAUGCAUGCCUUUUAAGCUAUGACAAUGCCGGUGAGCAACACGAUGCGUGCCUGGAUACACAGAUUCCCGAAGCUGCCGCUGGAAGACGGAAUGGAGCUGGAGGAGACGCACCCCCGGCCAUCGGAAUGUCUCAAGGCCGAAGAGAUUCUCGUCCAAGUCAAGUGCGUGGGUGUCAAUCCAGCAGACCCUCUGUUUGCGGAGAUGACUUGGCCCGCAAACGCCAUAAUCAAGCAAACACCACUGCCCGGCAUGGAUUUUAGCGGCAUAGUCGUUUCGAUUGGAAGCAGCGUUACUUCCCUGUGCAUUGGCGACCGCGUGUUUGGGAGGGUAGACACGCCCAGAGGCAUCCCUGGCACUAUGGCGGAGUUUACGACAGCUGAACUAGAGGGAUGUGUGCUAAUCCCGCCAAACAUUGACUAUGAACAAGCCGCUGGUGUUGGCACAGCAGCCAUUACUGCCUAUGAGACUAUUGUUCCAAACUGCAAAGCGGGUGAUAGGAUCUUCAUAAAUGGAGGUACAGGGGGUGUCGGAACCUUUGCUAUUCAGUUCGCCAAAGCCCAGGGAUGCCAUGUAACAGUAUCAUGCUCUACAAACAAAAUUAGUCUUUGCGAAGGGCUCGGAGCCGAUGAAGUGAUUGACUAUCGCGCUCGAGAUGUGGUUUCGGUGUUGAGCGGAAAAGGCAGGGUUUUCAAUUUAGUUGUCGACUAUGCAUAUCAGGAGAAAACCGAUCUGUACAGAGCCUCGACGAAAUUCAUUGAUCAGGGCGGCAAAUUCGUCAUGGUUCCUGGUGGUAUAAUGGCUAGCGUCGUGCAGACUAUCUGCAGGAACAUGCUUUGUCCAUUCAUGUUUGGUGGCGGGCGGGCCAAGUUCGAGGUCUAUUUCGCAAAGAACAACCUGGCAGGAUUCGAACACAUUGCCCAGUGGAUGGCCGCUGGGAAGGUUCGGACGGUGAUAGACACGAUAUUCGAUUUCCACGACAUGCCCAAGGCGAUCAAGAAGAUCAAGUCGGGAGCGACUACAGGAAAGAUUGUCGUCAAGGUUUAACCUUAGCUUUUGCAUUGCUGCGUUCUACAGUCC
Aspergillus versicolor CBS 583.65 is the source of this 1165-nucleotide messenger RNA. RefSeq names its product NAD(P)-dependent alcohol dehydrogenase. Gene Ontology annotation, molecular function: oxidoreductase activity. The transcript has a single exon. Gene Ontology annotation, cellular component: mitochondrion. NCBI's taxonomy places the organism in Eukaryota, Fungi, Ascomycota, Eurotiomycetes, Eurotiales, Aspergillaceae. The record is from RefSeq and is a predicted model, not a curated record. Bases 107 to 1132 code for a protein of 341 amino acids.